UCCCGCAACUCCAUCCACCGACAGGGCUUUUCGCAAUCCACCGAGGAUGAAGAUGCGCCAGACUCGACUAGAGACAUACUUCACAGUAUUGCGCCCUCGGCGCCGGCCUCGCCCGGGGCUCACCUUCCUCCAUCUCCCUCCAAAUGUUCGAAGACAGGUAUACGAAUACCUUGGCCUUACGGGCCAGACGAUCGAUCUGAACUUUUCCAAUCUUGUCGCCUAUCCUCGCAAUGCAUAUCCAGAUACGGCAUUUGCUGUGCGCUUUCGAUGCCGCCAUGAGGCCGAAGCCGGCACGCUCCGAAGACUGAACGCGGGCGACGCCCUCUUCGGCGAAGACGAGAUAUGGGUGCUGGAUCGGGAAGACGACACGCCCGACAUGCAGGACCGCUGUCGCAAGUGUUCUGCCGGCUACUCUUUGUUGUUUGUGUGCAAGGAGAUAUCCAGAGAAGUGCAAGAGCUCGUAUACGGAUCGAAUACGUUUACCGUCCGCCAAGGUUGCCCCAACAGGCUCAAGAGGCUGAAACAGAUGAACGGGAAAGCACUAGCGGCCUUGAAAUGCCUAACGCUGAAACUGGACACCGAUUACGAGUACUCCUGGUGCGAUGACGCCAACACCAUUGACAAGAGGCUGCCCCAGCCUCUGGACAUCAAUAGCAAAGCUGGGCGCGCCGUGCUGCAGGACUUCCGACAAGCGAUUGAACGCUUGGUGCAAUUCGUCCCACCGAACCAACUUAGCCUAUUCUUGAUAUUUCGGUUCGCAGAUCAAGACGGUCUCAAUGCUGUGCUAGCGCCAUUGUCGCAGCUCCCGGUCUUGAGAGAUUGCGGCAUCUGGACCUUCGGGGGAUUCAAGGACCUGAAGAUGCCUGCGGAGAUACACUCACGGGAUGACCCUCCCCAUGUUCGACUGACAACUUUGUCUGGCCUUACGGAUACACAUAGCGAACAAACGGAGCAAAUCAUUGAUCGCACCAUUCGGAAACUCACUCAAGUUGACUCUGCUCCUGGAUUCCGCUAUCUGAACCUCCCCGCUGAAAUUCGACUUCUUAUACUUGAUUACACAGACCUAGUAUCGAGCGAAGACGUUCAAUGGAGGCCUCAGAUGUCAUUGCCCCCAUGGAAUCAGAUGAAGCACAGCUACGCUAGAGACUGUUGCAAUUGUAUCAGAGACUAUGGGCUAGACGCGUUGAAAGACAUCGGUGGGUGCAUAUGCGAGCCCCGCCCCUACAGGGCGUGGGAGCGGCAUUACUAUCCGAUUGAAAAUCACUCUUCCAGGAUAGUGGGCCCACUCUGUUGCGAGACGUGUAGGCCAGUCUACUCCACUAAGAUGUGUUUUUGCUCCAUCAACGGCUCGGUUCACUCCACGACAUGCAUUUGCCAUUGCACCCGCCACCCGCUCUUCUCCGUCAGCAGGCAGGUUAGACAAGACGCUAUCGCUACUUACUACUCCCGGAACCGCUUCUUCGUCACACCUUUCAGCAGCCGUACGAGGCACGACAUCGGGAUCUAUGGCGGGGGGCCUCCCGAGGGCGUCUCAAACAUGUCUAGCGUAGAGCUUUCCUUGUAUCUGUCUUCGCUCGCACGUAACGCCCUGCAGUACAUUCAAUGGCUUGAGUGGAUUCUGCCUACCCCGGAACCCGACUACUUACACCCAAGAACGCGUACCUGGUUCGACUACCUCGAUACUCUGGACAUGAUGAAGCACGCCAUGGUAAGUCCGCCGAGUACAAUCCUGCGUGUCUUAGCCCACAGUAUCUGCUGUUGCUUAAAUCGCUACUUAGGUAGUGUUCUACGCUGCACAGAAAGGCUUAACUAAGAUACGAAGUUUCCAAGAUCGCACUUUAAAGAGGUAUGCUGAUUGCAUACCUUCCAUGUCUUGCAGAACAUCCCCAACUUGACAUUCGUGCUCAAUAUGUCAUCGGGUGGCUAUCGGAACUGGUACGACGGCUAUGGAUUUUGGAGACCGGUCCCUCUAACGGCAUGGGCUUGGUACGAAAGAGUAGCCCUUGCGCUCCGUCGCUUGGGCCCGUUAAAG
Molecule: messenger RNA, 2032 nt
Organism: Trematosphaeria pertusa
Lineage: Eukaryota; Fungi; Ascomycota; Dothideomycetes; Pleosporales; Trematosphaeriaceae
Exons: 2
Coding region: 47-1813 (588 amino acids)
Source: RefSeq, a predicted model, not a curated record